AUGCCAACCACACGCGCAACUACACUGGCCAUGAGUGAGGACAUGGAGGAAGCUGCUCGCCCGCGCCCAUCGCGCUUCAAGGAGCAUACAAACACAAACAGCACCAUUCGCCCACCGCCUGAGGAGCUGUGGAAAGACAUUGCGAUUGAUGAUCUGAUUGAGCAGUAUAACGAGGAUAAUGCGCAACCGCCCGUGUCGAGAAAAACAUCUGCGAACCAUACGGUGCGCACAGCCAGACCUGCGCCCGCAAGGACGAACUCGGGUUCCUCGAACUCGGAUCGCUCUCGUGAGUCUUCGGCUCCAGCGCAGGCCAAUUCGGCCUCUGGAACGGGCGAGGGCACGUAUGCGCGCAUACAGCGCGCUUUUGCGUCCAUGUUUGGCAGCGUACUGGGCAAGCGCAAGGCCGGCAGCAUGGACGCUGAGCGAGAUAGAGAGCAGCAGCUUCAUCAGCAGCUGCUUGACGAGCGCAAGAAGGCUGCUGAGAUUGCCUACUACGAGGCCAAGGAUCGCGGCCUGCUUCCAACGCCAAAGGUGUUUGUACGACCGGCCAUGGCAGCCAGAAUCAAUCUUCAAAACGCCGAGAAGAUGCAGCUCGGCUUGACGACAGAAUUGGUCGAGGCCGCGACUCCAAUGCGCAUACCAGGCACGCCACGGACGCCCGGCCUUCACCACACGCCCAGCAAGAAGGACCUACAGAAGCAAAAGAAGCUCAGCAAGCGUGUCUCGGACCUCGAGUUCAAGCUCGCCUCCGCCCGCAAAGAGCUCCACACCGUCCUCUACAACGACCUGCCUCCCGCUCCCCCCGUCCCCAAAUUCGCAUCUCCCACCCCGGACGUCACCCAGAGCGAAAACGAGCCCGCCUCCCCCGAAGCCCGCACCUCAACCUCGUCCAACAACGCCUCCACCGCCGCAAGAAGCAUGGGCCGCAUCCUCAAAAAGCGCAAAACAACCGCUGCUGCCCACGACUCGGACGCCGACUACAAACCCCUCCCCACCGACUCCGAGGGCGACACAGACAUGCUGUCCGUCCCGUCUGCCUCUGAAUACGAAGCCGAGCCCGACAACAACAACGACAAUGACGAUGAGCCGUCGUCGACCAAGCCUGCGUCUCGCAAGAAGAGCAAGAACUCCAAACGCCAGAGCUCCCGCCUGAGGAAGAAGUUCUCGAGAAGCAGCAUCAAGCGCGAUGAGCCUGUCUGCGUGGUACCUGAUGGCAUUAAUGUCCCCGAGGUACCUAGUUUGCCGCAAGAUGUGGCGGAUGAGGUUAAGAGUAGGGGGAAGAAGGGGGGGAGGGAUGAUGGGUAUGGGGGGUUGGGUCAUGAGAUUUUUUGA
Molecule: messenger RNA, 1332 nt
Organism: Bipolaris oryzae ATCC 44560
Lineage: Eukaryota; Fungi; Ascomycota; Dothideomycetes; Pleosporales; Pleosporaceae
Exons: 1
Coding region: 1-1332 (443 amino acids)
Source: RefSeq, a predicted model, not a curated record